Molecule: messenger RNA, 180 nt
Organism: Clunio marinus
Lineage: Eukaryota; Metazoa; Arthropoda; Insecta; Diptera; Chironomidae
Source: the annotation of a GenBank genome assembly
AUGCAAGAUCAACGGCGAGUGAAGAAAAGUUCAAGGUCGUUCGUUGAAGUAAACUCUAAAUGGAUGAAAAGUUGGUGGACAAUUUUAUCAUUAAUCAUCGAAACGAAAACUAUGAAGCACUCUUCCUCGCAAUCUUUAACAUAUGAUCUUGAAUACCACCAAUCAGCUCAAAAUGGAUGA